Capra hircus (goat) is the source of this 3098-nucleotide messenger RNA. RefSeq names its product 2-acylglycerol O-acyltransferase 2. The transcript has 6 exons. Gene Ontology annotation, molecular function: 2-acylglycerol O-acyltransferase activity; diacylglycerol O-acyltransferase activity. Gene Ontology annotation, biological process: triglyceride biosynthetic process; diacylglycerol biosynthetic process. Lineage: Eukaryota; Metazoa; Chordata; Mammalia; Artiodactyla; Bovidae. The coding region runs from base 3 to 1064 and encodes 353 amino acids. Gene Ontology annotation, cellular component: endoplasmic reticulum membrane. The record is from RefSeq and is a predicted model, not a curated record.
AGAUGUCUCAGUCCGCAGCAGAACUCAGAGACGCCUCCAGGACUCACAGAGGAGCCAGCAUGGUGGAGUUCGCGCCUUUGUUUGUGCCACUGGAGCGCAGAUUGCAGACCUUCGCGGUCCUGCAAUGGAUCUUCUCCAUCUUGGUCUUGCCCCUUCUCUGCCCUGUGGUCUUCAUAGGCCUCCUGUUCACAAGAUUCUGGUUCUUCAGUAUCCUGUAUGCCAUCUGGUUAUACUUGGACCAAAAUAAGCCAUGGCAGGGGGGCAGACACAGUGAGAUCCUAAGGCACUGGGUCAUAUGGAAGUACAUGAAGGACUAUUUCCCCAUCUCGCUAGUCAAGACUGCUGAGUUGGACCCCUCCCGGAACUACCUCGCUGGCUUCCACCCUCAUGGAGUCCUGUCGAUCGGAGUUUUUACCAACCUGUGCUCAGGGAGCACGGGCUUCUUCUCAGUUUUCCCUGGCAUCCAGCCACAUGUGACAACGAUAAACAUAUUUUUCUGGAUCCCAUUCUUCAGGGAUUACAUCAUGCAAGGGGGGAUGGUCCCAGCAGACAAAGAGAGUGUUGCUCACAUUCUGAGCAGGAAAGGAAGCGGCAACCUAGUGGUCAUCACUGUUGGGGGCAUCAAGGAGGCACUGAAGACCAGGCCUGGAGCCAACAAGCUGGUGCUGCGGAACCGCAAGGGCUUCGUCAGGCUCGCCCUGAUGCACGGAGCAGAUCUAGUGCCGAUCUUCUCCUUUGGGGACAAUGACUUAUUUGUCCACCCUAAGAAAUCUCUUGGCUUUUGGUGGAAAUGGCUCAUUGAUCAACUGUACAAGAAGAUAGGUGUUGCCCUCCCGCUUUUCUAUGGCCGUGGAGUCUUCCAGUACAGUUUUGGUUUUAUGCCCUACCGCCGACCCAUCACCACCGUGGUGGGGAAGCCCAUCGAGGUGCAGAAGACACCACAUCCCUCCCAGGAGGAGGUGGACAGGCUGCACCAGCGCUACAUGAACGAGCUGGAAAACCUCUUCGAAGCCCACAAGCUCGAGUACAACGUCCCAAAAGACCAACACUUGGAGUUCUACUGAGUACUUUCCCAGAGGAGGGGCUGCCCCAAAGGGCAGGGCUGGCAUUAGGGAGAGAGGUGCUGUGACCCCAGAAGGUUUCCUGGAGGUGUCUGUUGAACACAUCUCCAGAGCCUUCACUGACUCCUGCAGCUCCACCCCAUGCCAGGCUCCAGGUCACACUUGGCUCCAUGGCAGAGGAAGCCAGACUCUGGCAUCAGGGAUUUGCUCUCCUGCACUGACUCCUCUGUAAUGGGCCCUCUCCUUGGUUCUGCCCACCUGAGAAGUGGGAGAGAUACUAGGAGAGGCUGAUGUCUGUGUCUCUGUCCUCUGUGGUCCUGUCACUCAAUGAGCAGGACAAAGAGCAGCUCCAGUUAGCAGGUUUCCCUUCCUCUGCCUUGAGUGACAGCAUAGAAGCAGCCCCCAGCUGCAGCCCUUUCUCCUACAAGCUCCGUCAUCCUGCGUCCUGCCUGUCCCACCUCCUGCCUCCCUGAGCUGGAGAGGAGGGUGAGGUCACAACCUCCUGGCUGAUCCUGGCACCUCUGAGUUUCUGAGUCUUCUGAGCCCCAUAUGGCAGCCAGAGGGGCCUGGAGGUGGGGAAGACCUGAGCCCUGUCACUGGCUAAAUGACUGUACACCAACCUCUUCAACCUCCCUCUGAGUCUCAGUUUUCCCAAGAACUAAAAUGACUUCUGACCUCGGCUCUAAUCACACAUGGGCUGAAACCUGCUUAUGGUAACUCCUACUCUAGCCUUUGUAAUUCAGCCCUGACCUCGGGCUCCGUGUAUGUCAAUUCACCACAUGAAAGACUCGAUUUUACUUUUUUCUCAUCCUCCCUACCUAACUGAAAACACUGGUCAAAGACUCCCAUUUAAUCCCAGCCUGCCCUGCCCUGUGUCCUCUUCCCAGACAGUGGCUCAGAUAGACCAGAGAAAGUCAUGUUACCUCUUCCUCUCUGAUCAGUCAGCUCCAAAUUACCACCUCUGGCCUGUUCUGUGGGAGAGAAGGGGGAGGCUAUGUACAGACACAGGGCAGACCAGGCAAAGGAUGAAGGCCCUCAGGGAUUGGCAGAACUGGAGUCUCCUCUUAAAAUUAGGCUGCCCUUUGAUAUGGAAGAAGUUCUCAGACAAGACAUCAUCACCCACAGUGGGCAAAGGAUCUGCUGGAGCCCAGCCUGGUGAUACUGCUUGAUGGUGACAACAAAUAGGACAGAUGUGAGCCAGCACAGCUCUGCCAGCCACUACAUGGCCUGGCCCAGCCUCACCCUCUCAGGAGGACUGGGCUUCGCUAGAGAUCAGAGGAGGCAGAAGCGGAGCACAUGAACUGCUGAGGGAGCAAAGGCAGAGAGGAGGGAGAGGGCAGAGCACAUAUGGGUGAGACUUCCUGAUGAGGACCAAGAUCAAAGUGAGGUUUAAGAAACAGGAGGCUGAGGUUUAGGCCUUUAUGCAGCAAACUUCUAUGGAGUUGGGAGUGGGCAGGGUAGACAUGGUCCCUGAGGAUGUCUGGCCUGCUGUCUGGGAAAUUACUGUCCAGUCCAGGGGUCAGGAAUUCACUCCCUCCAGUAGGGAGGAGCCCUGGGAGGUGCUUGAGCUGAAUCGGGUCAUGGGCCAGAUGGAGGGGCAAUGGAUCCCUCGGACUGGGCUGAGCAUCUGUCUUAGUGACCCCACAGCAGGGCAGAAUCAGCUCCCUGAGCCACUUUCUAAGAACCCACUACGUCCUGGGCUCUGGGUGGAUGCUUCAUGUGGAGUACUCGACGUAACUGACAUGACUUCUUCAUAAUUAAACGAGGUUCAUGUGAGAGAUGUUAAAGGAUUACAGUCAUCCUGGUCCCAGGCAGCUGUCACAUGCUGCUCUCAUCCUGCCUGGUUCUGGACUGAAAUUAGAAAGGGCAAGUGCCUGGGAACCAGUCAGGCACACAGUCCCCACCCCCAACACCCCUCUGCUGGCAUUAGGACCCCAUACAGGUCACAUUCCCUCACUGAGUCCAGUGCCUUCACCUUUAAAUGGUUCAUCCAUAAAUGACUGUUGAAUAAAUAACAGCUCUUCUUCACCCCUUCCA